Messenger RNA from Paracoccidioides brasiliensis Pb18, 2970 nucleotides. RefSeq lists its product as uncharacterized. The record is from RefSeq and is a predicted model, not a curated record. The transcript has 4 exons. Gene Ontology annotation, molecular function: GTP binding; GTPase activity; translation elongation factor activity. Gene Ontology annotation, biological process: mRNA splicing, via spliceosome. Gene Ontology annotation, cellular component: U4/U6 x U5 tri-snRNP complex; U2-type catalytic step 2 spliceosome; cytosol. The coding region runs from base 1 to 2970 and encodes 989 amino acids.
AUGGACGACCUUUACGACGAAUUCGGAAACUACAUAGGAGGGGCGGAGGAGUCGGAGGAGGAAUAUAGAGAAGGCAAUGUUCGCGCUGACCCUUAUGCCUAUGAUCUCGAGUCAGAGGAGGGAGAAGCUGGGGAGCGCGUUGCUCAUGACCAACAACUGAUGGAGAUAGACGAGCAAGGUCCUUCGAAUGCGGUAAUCCUACAUGAAGAUAAACAAUAUUACCCAACUGCCCAGCAGGUGUAUGGCGAAGGAGUGGAAACUCUCGUUGAGGAAGAGGAUGCACAACCGUUGACCCAACCCAUCAUCGCUCCUGUCGAACAGAAGAAAUUUGCUGUUCAAGAAGCGGACCUCCCCCCCGUCUUUUAUUCCCGUGAAUUCAUGACAGAUCUCCUAAACUUCCCCGACCAAACCAGAAAUAUAGCUCUCGCGGGUCAUCUACAUCAUGGAAAAACUGCUUUUAUGGAUACCCUGGUUAUGCAGACGCAUGAUCUAUCAGAGAGGCUAGAUAAGAGGAUCGGGAAAAGGAAGGAUGAGCAACUACGUUAUACAGAUGUCCAUUUCGUCGAGCGGGAGCGGGGGUUAUCGAUAAAAUCUGCGCCCAUGAGCUUGGUCCUACAAGGCACAAGGGGGAAAUCGCACCUUUUUAACAUCAUUGAUACACCUGGACAUGUAAACUUUGUUGAUGAAGUUGCGGCAGCGUUCCGAUUGGUGGACGGUGUCGUUUUGAUAGUCGACGUUGUUGAGGGUGUCCAGAUCAACACAGAGCAGAUCAUCAAAUAUGCUGUCCUGGAAGAUUUGCCUCUCACGCUGGUUGUGAACAAGAUGGAUCGACUCAUCCUCGAGCUCAAACUCCCUCCUACAGACGCCUAUUUUAAAUUGAAACAUGUCGUGGAGGAAGUGAACACUGUCAUUGAACGGACGUUACCAGGACAGGGUGAAAAGAGAAGAUUGAGUCCAGAGAAAGGGAAUGUUGCUUUUGCCUGCACCAGCAUGAAUUGGUGCUUUACGCUGCAGUCAUUUGCGAAAAUGUACGCGGAUACCUACAAGGGCAUUGAUAUUGCAGAAUUUGGCGUUCGCCUCUGGGGUGACAUCUUCUUUAAUCCGAAGAGCAGGAAAUUUACCCGCAAGGGGGUUGAAGAGCGAUCGAAGCGGACAUUUGUGCAUUUUGUUUUGGAGCCCAUAUACAAGAUUUUUUCGCAAACCAUUUCUGAGAGCCCGGAAGACCUGAAAGCGACGUUAGCGACGCUAGGGAUAUUUCUGAAGCCUUCUCAACUAAAAUCGGAUGCGAUAGUACUUCUAAAACUUGUUUGUGAACAGUUCUUUGGGCCUGUAGACGGCUUCGUUGACAUGGCGGUUCAGCAUAUUCCCUCCCCCAAGGAGGCAGCAACGACAAAACUCGAAAAAUACUACACUGGGCCUUUGGAUACAAAAGUGGCAGCUUCGAUGUUAGCAUGCGACCAAGAUGGACCUUUGGUGAUCCAGGUAACAAAAUUAUACAGCACUCCUGAUGCAUCCAAGUUUAACGCCUUUGGCAGAGUCAUGAGCGGCAUCGCUCGCCCAGGGCAGCAGGUGCGGGUAUUGGGAGAGGGCUACACCAUCGACGACGAGGAAGAUAUGGCCAUUGCCACAAUAUCUGAUACUUGGAUUGCAGAGACCCGAUACAACAUCCCUACCAGCGGUGUGUCUGCUGGAAACUGGGUCCUACUGUCCGGUGUUGAUAACUCCAUUGUUAAGACUGCCACUCUGGUCCCGUUGAAGCUUGAAGACGAUGAGGACGCGUAUAUCUUCAAGCCAAUUAAACACUUGACCGAAUCUGUUUUCAAAGUUGCUGUUGAACCCAUCAACCCGUCAGAACUCCCAAAAAUGCUUGAGGGUCUUCGGAAAGUUAACAAGAGCUAUCCACUCAUAUCUACCAAAGUCGAAGAAUCAGGCGAGCAUAUUGUUCUAGGAACUGGAGAACUAUACAUGGAUUGCGUACUGCACGACCUCCGCCGUUUAUAUGCAGAAAUGGAACUCAAGGUCUCUGACCCAGCAACGAGAUUCUGCGAAACUGUGGUUGAAACAUCGGCCAUAAUGUGCUACGCUAUGACGCCCAACAAGAAAAAUAAAAUCACAAUGAUCGCAGAGCCACUGGACGAUGGAAUUGCGGAAGACAUCGAAAGUGGACGAGUCAAAAUACGAGAUCCCAUCCGAAAAGUCGCCCAGUUCUUCGAACAGAAAUACGAAUGGGAUAAACUAGCCGCGCGAAGCAUUUGGGCCUUUGGACCCGAUGAGAUGGGUCCGAAUAUCCUCCAGGAUGACACUUUACCAUCUCAAGUAGAUAAAAAGCUAUUAGGAACCGUGCGAGACUCUAUACGCCAGGGUUUCAGCUGGGGAACUCGUGAAGGACCCCUAUGCGAAGAACCAAUCCGCAACACCAAAUUCAAACUCACUGACAUCUCCCUGGCCGAGCAAGCUAUCUUCCGUGGUGGUGGCCAAAUAAUCCCCACAGCCCGACGAGCUGUCUACUCCUCUUUCCUCAUGGCCUCCCCACGCCUCAUGGAACCAAUCUACACCUGCUCCAUGACUGGCCCCGCCGACUCCGUGGCCGCAAUCUACACCGUCCUCUCCCGGCGGCGCGGGCACGUACUCUCCGAUGGUCCCAUAGCGGGCACACCGCUGUAUGCUGUCCGCGGCCUGAUCCCCGUAAUCGACUCUUUUGGCUUUGAAACGGACCUGCGCAUCCAUACGCAGGGACAGGCGACAGUGAGUCUUGUGUUUGAUAAGUGGAGUGUUGUCCCUGGUGAUCCGCUAGAUAGGGAUGUUAAGUUGAGACCGUUGGAUAUGGCGAGCGCGAUGGCGACAGCGAGGGACUUUGUGCUGAAAACUAGGAGGCGGAAGGGUUUGGCGGAGGAUGUGAGUGUUAGCAAAUUCCUGGAUCCGGAGCUUUGGAAGGGGUUGAGGGAAAGUGGGGUUUUGGGGGAAGGAUAG